This is a messenger RNA of Anopheles maculipalpis, 747 nucleotides long. RefSeq names its product L-xylulose reductase. The transcript is spliced from 3 exons. The coding region runs from base 19 to 747 and encodes 242 amino acids. Gene Ontology annotation, biological process: xylulose metabolic process; glucose metabolic process. NCBI's taxonomy places the organism in Eukaryota, Metazoa, Arthropoda, Insecta, Diptera, Culicidae. Gene Ontology annotation, molecular function: carbonyl reductase (NADPH) activity; L-xylulose reductase (NADPH) activity. The record is from RefSeq and is a predicted model, not a curated record.
CCGUUGGAUUAAAGCGUGAUGGAUUGUACCUUGCUCGGUAAAACUAUCGUCGUAACAGGUGCCGGACAAGGCAUCGGGAACGAACUAUGCCGUACGCUGGAUCAUCUGGGUGCAAAGGUGAUUGCCGUAUCUCGAUCCCCGGGACCGCUGGAAGAAUUGAAAGUAGAGUGUCCAAGGAUUGAAACGAUCCAGGUCGAUCUUAGUGACUGGGAACGAACCAAAACGGCAUUGAAUCCUUUGGGAAAAGUGGACGGAUUGGUCAAUAAUGCCGGUGUUGCCGUUAUCAAACCUUUCCUCGAGCUGACAGAGGACGAUUUCGAUCGCACAUUCAACGUAAAUGUAAAAGCAGCAUUCAAUGUCGCUCAACUGUUGGUCCCCAAGAUGGAGCCCGGAUCGAGCAUCGUGAACGUUUCUUCACUCGCCGGGCUUAAAGCGAUUCACGGCCACUGUGCGUACUCGAUGUCGAAGGCGGCGAUCGACGGGCUAACGAAAAAUCUUGCCCUCGAACUUGGACCACGCAAGAUACGCGUCAACAGCGUUAAUCCGACCGUUAUUCUUACGCGCAUGGGCCGUGAUAAUUGGUCCGAUCCGGCAAAAGCCGAUCCGCUGAAGUCAAAGAUUCCACUCGGACGGUUCGGCGAGGUGAACGAGGUGGUGGAACCGAUCGUUUACUUGCUGAGUGAGCGGUCCAGCUUCGUGAAUGGGCAUUGCCUACCGAUUGAGGGUGGAUUUUUGGCCGGCAAUUAG